Molecule: messenger RNA, 1956 nt
Organism: Salvelinus sp. IW2-2015
Lineage: Eukaryota; Metazoa; Chordata; Actinopteri; Salmoniformes; Salmonidae
Source: RefSeq, a predicted model, not a curated record
AUCACAAAGUUCCCAUCAUGCCAUAAAUUGAUACAACUAUACACAUGGUUCUCUUGUCGUGCCCCAUUCCCAGACAGAGAACGUUAGCCAAAACCAUGGCCUGCUCAGAACUGGCACUGUUGAGUGUGUCCGACAAGUCUGGACUUCUGGACUUUGCCAAAAGGCUGGUGAACGUGGGACUGUCACUCGUCGCAUCWGGUGGCACAGCCAAAACCCUGCGRGAUGCAGGACUGGCUGUUCGGGAUGUGUCUGAGCUGACUGGCCAUCCAGAGAUGCUUGGUGGGAGGGUGAAGACCCUGCACCCUGCUGUACACGGGGAUCUGGCCCGGCACACUCCUUCGGACAAGGCUGACAUGGAGAAACUGGGCUACAGUCUGGUCAGGGUGGUGGUGUGUAACCUUUACCCGUUUGUGAGACUAUCUCCAACACUAAUGGAUGUGGAAGAUGCAGUGGAACAGAUUGAUAUUGGUGGGGUAACCCUGCUCCGAGCAGCGGCCAAGAACCGCCGCGUAACCAUUGUGUGCGACCGCGACUACCAGCUGGUCGCUGUGGAGAUGGAGGGUUCCGAGGGCAAAGACACAACCCUGGACACCCGCAAGACUCUGGCCCUGAAGGCCUUUACUCACACAGUCAGUCAUGAUGAGGCCAUCGCGGACUACUUCCGGGGCCAGCACAGCCGUGGGGUAUCCCAGUUGCCCCUGCGCUACGGCAUGAACCCCACCAAGCCCCGCCAGCUCUACACCCUGCGCCCACCUCCCCUCACAGUGGUAAAUGGUUCUCCUGGGUUCAUUAACCUUUGUGGCCUGAACGCCUGGCAGCUGGUCCGAGAGCUGAAGAGUGCCCUGGGCAUGCCUGCCACCUCCUUCAAACACGUCAGCCCUCUAGGGGCUGCGGUGGGUGUUCCUCUGAGUGAUGAGGGCAAGGUGUGUAUGGUGAAUGACAUGCUGAAGGACCUGACCCCUGGCACAGCCUACGCCCGGGCUAGAGGGUCAGACAGGAUGUCCUCCUUCGGCGACUUCCAUCGCUCUGUCCUGACGUGUGUGACGUCCCACUCGCAGAUCAUAUCCAGAGAGGUAUGGGUCCCCAGGUGUGUCGUGUCUGUCCUGUGUGUUUCCUGCAUUUCCAACCUGUCUAUCAUUCUCAGGUCUCUGAUGGCAUCAUCGCCCUGGUUACAAGAGGGGCCCUCAGGAAUUCUGUCCAAGAGAAGAAUGGAAACUACUGUGUUCUCUCAGGUAUGGUUGGACAUGGAAAAGCAGUUAGUAGAUCAUCGCUAUGUUGCAGCUGUUCCUAGAAACACGUUUGAAGUUCAUUUGCAUGCUUCCGGGGGUGGGAAUGCUAAUCUGUUCAGAUGGACCCAGCCUAUGAAGCCAGACGAGCAGGGUCAGAGUUCUCUUGCCUCCACUCAAACAGAAGCGGACAUGGAGCUGUCAUUGACAAGGAAGCUUUCAGCCAACCGAUCGUCUCCAAGGGCGGACUCUGUCGGUGGAGGCGACUGCGUGCUCAUCGUGCCAGCAUCGCAAGUGGAAGUACCACCCAGUCCAACUCUGCUCUGCUACGCCAAGGCAUGUAUUGGGAUCGGUGCGGGUUCAGCAGUCUCCGUAUCCAUGCUCGCGCUGGCAGGGGACAAGGCUGACUGGUGGCUGAGGCACUACCCGCGGGUGUUGGGCAUGAGGUUCAGGAGUGGAGUGAAGCGGGCGGAGAUGGCCAUUGCCAGAUCGAUCAGUACGUCAAGCGGACACGUUCCUACUCGCAUGUAUGAGGAAGGUCCCAGCCCUCUGGAUGAGACUGACAAGAAGAACUGGCUGAGCUCUCUGCAGGCUGUGGCGCUCAGUCUCUGACGCUCUUCUCCCUUCAGAGACAACGUGGGUGACCGUGCCAAACGGGUAAACACACACCCACACACUGCUUGAAUUAUUACUUUUCUACUAGUCUAAGAUGGCCGACUUUCUGCUUUUG